AUGCCGUCUUCCGCGUUCGUUGGUGGUCGAAAAGCCAAGUUUACGCCCGAAGGUCUUUUUGUGCGCGUCUAUGGUCACCUUGGGACAACGUGGCGAUACGGUGAAGUUCACGAAACACUCGGCGGUACUUAUAGAACGCUCGACGGAGUCAAUGGUCGGGUUCAGUUGGAGCCGGGCGUGGCAUCACGCAAAGGCUUUGCCAACAUCGACGACGCCAGCAUGUUGUUUGCUGACGAUGGGUCCAUUGCGCCUAGGAAGCCCGGUUCGGGCAGAGUGGACUCUUAUUUGUUUUGCUACGGACACGACUAUCGUGAUGCUGUCAAAGCUCUGUAUCGGGUGUCAGGCCCGCCGCCACUACUUCCCCGUUGGGCGCUUGGCAAUUGGUGGUCUCGCUACUACGAGUACACAGCUGACUCGUAUUUAAAUCUCAUGGAUACAUUCAGGGAAAAGCGCAUCCCACUCUCAGUCGCUGUCAUUGAUAUGGAUUGGCAUUGGGUCAGGGACCCCCGUGUCGCAGAGGCCAAAGCAUCUGGAUGGUCGGGAUACUCCUGGGAUACAAACCUCUUUCCGAACCCUCGUGAAUUCGUGGACGAGCUUCAUAAACGGAAUCUGAAGGUUACUUUGAACGAGCAUCCUGCCGAUGGCAUCGCAAAGUACGAAAAUAUGUACAAAAGAAUGGCCGAGGUGCUGGGACAUGACACGUCUCACGGCGACCCGAUUCCUUUUAACAUUACCGAUACAGGUUUUGUCAAAGCGUAUUUCAGUAUUUUACUGAAACACAUUGAUGACGAUGGCCUUGACUUUUGGUGGACCGAUUGGCAGCAGGGCACUCAUUCUUCCCUUCCUGGCAUCGACCCUCUUUGGGUUCUCAACCAUUUUCACUUUCUUCACAACGAGCGUCUGCAGAAGAGUCGCCCUGCCGAGGAGCGCAGUCACCCUAUGGUAUUCUCUCGCUAUGCUGGCCCAGGCAGUCAUCGAUAUCCAGUCGGGUUCUCAGGUGACACAAUUACCAGCUGGGACUCGCUCGGGUUUCAGCCUGAAUUCACCGCCACGGCUAGCAACAUUGGCUACGGAUGGUGGUCAAACGACAUUGGAGGACACAUGCAAGGCAAUCGUGACGACGAGUUGACCUCUCGCUGGGUUCAGCUCGGCGUUCUCUCGCCGAUCAUGAGGUUGCAUUCUACCAAAAAUCGAUGGGUUACUAAAGAACCGUGGAAACUCCCGACUAGCUCCGGACAAGGGCCGCAGGACGUCGUCAUCAACUUCAUGCGUCUUCGUCACAGGCUGCUUCCAUACUUGCACACCAUGAACCGUCGCGCUGCCAAACAUGGCGAGCCUCUGAUUCAACCCAUGUACUGGGAGUAUCCAGAGCAUGAUGAAGCGUACGGCGUGCCUAAUCAGUAUUAUUUUGGCUCGCAGCUGUUGGCGAUUCCAAUUACUUCGCCCCAGAAUCGCGAGACCAAAACGGGCAAGGUCAAGGGAUGGCUUCCUCCUGGCACUUGGGUCGAUUUUUUUACCGGUGUGGUAUAUGAUGGCAAUCGCAGCAUGUGGCUCAGCAGGACGCUUGACAAAGUCCCUCUCCUCAUGCGCCAGGGCGCUAUUGUUCCGCUAGAUGCUAGUCUUGAAGGGUCCAACGGCGCAGCGAAUCCCCAGGGCUUUGAGAUUGUUGUCGUGGCAGGCGCUGAUGGACAGUUUGAUCUCCUUGAAGAGGAUGAAAGCGCAGAGGGAGCUGCCGACAACGUGCCCUGGGUCAAAACAUCCAUUUCUUUUGAGCAGCGCCGGGGAACUCUCACCAUAGGGCCCAAUCGCAGCGGGGCGCUCGCGUAUUCAAGAACAUGGAGCGUUCGCUUUCUGGGUAUGCGCAAUCUCGAUGGAACUACUGUUUCCAUUGGUGGCGUUUCCACGACUUCUCACAGCGUAGAGCCGGCUGAGAAUGGCACCGUUGUGAAUCUAGGUCGCAUAGCUCCUGGUGACACAGCCAUUGUAUUUUUGGGUCCAACCCCAAAGCUAGCCGUCAAUAAUCCCGAGGCUCUCAUUUACCCUAUUCUCUUCGAAGCCCAAGUGGGUAUUCAGCUAAAGGAGAAGAUUGAUGAUAUCAUCAGGCCCAAAGACGUUCCUGCAUCCAUUCGGGUUACUCAGGCUGCAGCGCUGGACAUGGAUGAGGAUCUUCGCCGCAUUCUGAACGAGUUUCUUCUAGCCGACAGUCGCUGUUAG
This is a messenger RNA of Akanthomyces muscarius, 2214 nucleotides long. RefSeq lists its product as uncharacterized. Bases 1 to 2214 code for a protein of 737 amino acids. Gene Ontology annotation, molecular function: hydrolase activity, hydrolyzing O-glycosyl compounds. The transcript is spliced from 2 exons. Gene Ontology annotation, biological process: carbohydrate metabolic process. Lineage: Eukaryota; Fungi; Ascomycota; Sordariomycetes; Hypocreales; Cordycipitaceae. The record is from RefSeq and is a predicted model, not a curated record.